AUGGUUACAUGCUUCUGGAAAUGUUUUUUGGCAAAGCUGGCUUCUGGCAGGACAGCAGGAGCAACAUUCACGUGUGUCAUGUACCCGUUAGACUUGACAUGAACUCAUUUAGCUGCUGAUAGUGGGAAAGGUGCUGCUGAGCGGCAGUUCCAGGAACUUGGUGCCUGUAUUACUGAAAUUUCCAAGACAGAUGGACUUCGCCUGUAGCAGGGUUUUGGUGUUUCCCGACAAGGAAUCAUUGUAUAUUAAGCCUCCUGUUUCAGAUGUUACAACACCAUUAGGUUAGGCUUACUGCCAAAUCUGAAGCCAACUCCAUUUCUUUCCUUUUUCGUUGCUCAAGUUGUGACUACUUGCUCAGGAAUGCUGUCUUAUCCUUUUGACAGUGUCAGGAGAUGUGUGAUAAUGCAGGUACAAGGGGGCGGGACUGGACAUCAGUGUAAAGAAACCGUUGAGUGCUUUAUGAAAACAUACGAGCAAGAGGGAAUUAAUGCUUUCUUCUGUGGACCGUUCUCUAACAUCCUGUGUGGAACAGGUGGAGCCUUAGUAUGAGUUCUUUAUAAUGAAAUUACAGACUUCUUUUUAUCUUGA
Messenger RNA from Apaloderma vittatum (bar-tailed trogon), 588 nucleotides. Its product is annotated as ADP/ATP translocase 4-like. Gene Ontology annotation, molecular function: ATP:ADP antiporter activity. Gene Ontology annotation, cellular component: mitochondrial inner membrane. Lineage: Eukaryota; Metazoa; Chordata; Aves; Trogoniformes; Trogonidae. The record is from RefSeq and is a predicted model, not a curated record. Gene Ontology annotation, biological process: mitochondrial ADP transmembrane transport; mitochondrial ATP transmembrane transport.